Messenger RNA from Micropterus dolomieu (smallmouth bass), 4859 nucleotides. It is a transcript of the gene atp1a3a, whose product is annotated as ATPase Na+/K+ transporting subunit alpha 3a. Gene Ontology annotation, biological process: sodium ion export across plasma membrane; intracellular sodium ion homeostasis; intracellular potassium ion homeostasis. Lineage: Eukaryota; Metazoa; Chordata; Actinopteri; Centrarchiformes; Centrarchidae. Gene Ontology annotation, cellular component: membrane. Bases 383 to 3451 code for a protein of 1022 amino acids. Gene Ontology annotation, molecular function: P-type sodium:potassium-exchanging transporter activity; ATP hydrolysis activity; ATP binding. The record is from RefSeq and is a predicted model, not a curated record. The transcript has 23 exons.
CUUUCCACCGGCAUCAUUUGUGCCGUACAGGGAGGAGGUUGGUGAAGUAUCACCAACUGCAGCUUAUAAUUUUUACAUUUUAUGGCGAAAAAAAAUAAGCCCUUUUGAUUUUCAUCUGAACGGGGUGCAGCUUUGCUUAGGUGUUUGAUGAAACAUUACCUUGACAAGUUACCUUAUGCCCGUCCCUCUUUAAAAAAUGAUAUUUUAGGAUAUUAUGUUAGCUAGUUAUUUGUUGUCAGUGGAGCAAUAAUAGCUGUCAAGUGAAAGGAGACAUUUUUCAGCACGAUUCCGCCCCGUGUCCCCGCCUUAACUCCAGCUAUUCUGGUUGUAUCAAGCCACUACACGAUUCAUCUUCUGAGGAGACAAGACUGACUGCGCAAAAAUGGGGUAUGGAAGGUCGGACAGCUACCGCGUGGCCACCACGCAGGACAAGGAUGAGAAGGAGUCGCCCAAGAAGAAGGGAGGAAAGGAUCUGGAUGACCUCAAGAAGGAAGUUCCCAUAACGGAACACAAAAUGUCCGUUGAGGAGGUUUGCCGGAAAUACAACACGGAUAUCGUCCAGGGUUUGACUAAUGCCAAGGCAACAGAGUACCUGGCCAGAGAUGGCCCCAACGCCCUGACUCCACCCCCCACCACACCGGAGUGGGUCAAGUUCUGUCGCCAGCUGUUCGGUGGCUUUUCCAUUCUCCUGUGGAUCGGUGCCAUCCUCUGCUUCCUGGCCUACGCCAUCCAGGCUGCCACAGAGGACGAGCCCGCUGGGGAUAACUUGUAUCUGGGUAUCGUGCUGUCAGCUGUCGUCAUUAUCACCGGCUGCUUCUCCUACUUCCAGGAAGCUAAGAGCUCCAAGAUCAUGGAGUCCUUCAAGAACAUGGUCCCUCAGCAAGCCCUGGUGAUCCGUGAGGGAGAGAAGAUGCAGAUUGAUGCUGAGCAGGUGGUGGCAGGAGACCUGGUGGAGGUGAAAGGAGGAGACAGGAUUCCAGCUGACCUCCGCAUCAUCUCCUCCCAUGGCUGCAAGGUGGACAACUCAUCCCUGACUGGUGAAUCAGAGCCCCAGACCAGGUCACCUGACUGUACCCAUGACAACGCCCUGGAAACCCGCAACAUUGCCUUUUUCUCCACCAACUGUGUUGAGGGUACGGCGCGUGGCAUUGUUGUGUGUACUGGCGAUCGAACGGUGAUGGGGCGCAUCGCCACUCUCACCUCAGGCCUGGAGACUGGCAAGACACCCAUUGCUAAGGAGAUCGAGCACUUCAUCCACAUCAUCACGGGUGUGGCCGUUUUCCUCGGCGUGAGCUUCUUCAUCCUGUCAAUCAUCCUGGGUUACUCCUGGCUGGAGGCUGUCAUCUUCCUUAUCGGUAUCAUUGUGGCUAAUGUGCCAGAGGGACUGCUGGCUACAGUCACUGUGUGUCUGACACUUACUGCUAAGCGCAUGGCUCGUAAGAACUGCCUGGUAAAGAACUUGGAGGCUGUGGAAACGCUGGGCUCGACUUCCACCAUCUGCUCAGACAAGACGGGCACCCUGACCCAGAACAGGAUGACCGUGGCCCACAUGUGGUUCGACAACCAGAUCCACGAGGCCGACACCACAGAGGACCAGUCUGGCUCCUCCUUUGACAAAAGCUCCCUUACAUGGGUGUCAUUGGCCCGCAUCGCUGCUCUGUGCAACCGUGCUGUGUUCAAGGCUGGCCAGGACUCUUUGCCCAUCCUUAAACGUGAGGUGGCCGGCGACGCCUCUGAGUCAGCCCUGCUGAAGUGUAUUGAGCUGUCCUGUGGCUCCGUCAAAGCAAUGAGAGAAAAGAACAAGAAGGUGGCCGAGAUCCCUUUCAACUCCACCAACAAGUACCAGCUCUCCAUUCAUGAAGUUGAAGAGGAAAAUGAGAACCGUUACCUGUUGGUGAUGAAGGGAGCCCCAGAGAGGAUCCUGGACCGCUGCUCCACCAUCAUGGUGCAGGGCAAGGAGCAGCCUAUGGACGAUGAGUUGAAAGAGGCUUUCCAAAAUGCCUAUCUGGAACUGGGAGGACUGGGAGAGAGAGUACUGGGUUUCUGCCACCUGUUCAUGCCAGAGGACAAGUAUCCCAAAGGUUUUGCAUUCGACACAGAUGACGUCAACUUCCAGACAGACAACCUUUGCUUUGUAGGCCUCAUGUCCAUGAUUGACCCUCCCCGUGCUGCUGUGCCUGACGCCGUGGGCAAAUGCCGCUCUGCUGGCAUCAAGGUUAUUAUGGUGACUGGUGACCACCCAAUCACAGCCAAGGCCAUUGCUAAGGGUGUAGGCAUCAUCUCAGAGGGCAACGAGACAGUAGAAGACAUAGCUGCCCGCCUCAACAUCCCUGUCAGCCAGGUCAACCCAAGGGAUGCCAAGGCUUGUGUGAUCCACGGUACAGAUUUGAAAGAACUCGAUCAGGAUCAGAUGGAUGAUAUUUUGAGGAACCACACAGAGAUUGUCUUCGCCAGAACCUCCCCACAGCAGAAACUUAUCAUUGUAGAGGGCUGCCAGAGACAGGGUGCCAUUGUGGCUGUGACUGGUGACGGUGUGAACGACUCUCCUGCCCUGAAGAAAGCUGACAUCGGUGUUGCCAUGGGAAUCUCUGGCUCAGACGUGUCCAAACAGGCUGCAGACAUGAUUCUGCUGGAUGACAACUUUGCUUCCAUCGUCACUGGAGUAGAGGAAGGCCGUCUGAUCUUUGACAACCUGAAGAAGUCCAUUGCAUACACUCUGACUAGUAACAUCCCAGAGAUCACCCCCUUCCUCUUCUUCAUCUUGGUCAACAUCCCACUGCCUUUGGGCACCAUCACCAUCCUCUGCAUCGACCUGGGAACUGACAUGGUACCAGCCAUCUCUCUUGCUUACGAGGCAGCAGAGAGUGACAUCAUGAAGCGCCAGCCCAGGAACCCACUGAGGGACAAACUGGUCAACGAGAGACUCAUCAGCAUCGCCUAUGGACAGAUUGGGAUGAUCCAAGCUCUUGGCGGAUUCUUCGCCUAUUUUGUCAUCAUGGCUGAAAAUGGUUUUCUGCCAUCUUUGCUUGUCGGCAUCCGGCUUAAUUGGGACGAUCGUUCCACCAACGACCUGGAGGACAGCUACGGGCAGCAAUGGACCUACGAGCAGCGUAAGAUUGUAGAGUUUACUUGCCACACAGCCUUCUUCGUCAGUAUUGUGGUGGUGCAGUGGGCAGAUGUCAUCAUCUGCAAGACCAGACGUAACUCUGUGUUCCAGCAGGGCAUGAAGAAUAAGAUUUUGAUCUUUGGCCUGUUUGAGGAAACAGCUCUGGCUGCUUUCCUGUCAUACUGCCCUGGCAUGGACGUGGCACUUCGGAUGUACCCACUCAAGCCCAGUUGGUGGUUCUGUGCGUUCCCGUACAGUUUCCUCAUCUUUGUUUAUGAUGAGAUCCGAAAACUCAUCCUUCGCCGAAACCCCGGAGGCUGGGUGGAAAAAGAGACAUACUAUUAAAUGAUCAAAGCCUCAUUUAAUUCUCACCCCGUCCUCCCCUGAACUCAUCUCUUCUUCUCUAUCUCCCUUUCUCUUUCCUCUAUCCCCCAUCCAUCCCUCCUCUCCUGUCAAUGUACUCAAACUGUACAAGAAAACUAUGUUUACUCCUCCUCCUCUCCACCCUCCCAUCUUCAUCUCCUAAAGAAACUUAAAAAAUCACGCCAAGUUGACAAGAGGACCAGCGACAGAGGACGAGAGGAUGGGGGGGGGAGUGGGAUUGUAAAUCUUCCCUGUCCUCUCUGUCCCUCUGUUCCCAUUUUUUCUAUCCAAAGUCCGUACAGCACUAGUCUGCCAGUAACACUGUUGUGCCGAUGCUAAUUACAGCACUGAUAGCUGCAGCCACUCUUCACAUGUGUACUCAAACUACACCACUGUGUUGAAGUGAAUAUGAUUACAAGAAUACCUGACUGUUCCACUGCGAUCACUCUGCCAAGCAGAACAACAACACGGCAGCUCCCGUCUAGAUUUGAGCGAGUGGGUGGAGUCUGUUUUUCUUUUCUUUUUAUUGUUUUCGUUAUUUUUUCCUGCCAGAGAAAAUUCACCCAAAUCCAGCUCUUUAAUCACUGCCAUUUCCUGCCAUUGGACUUUACUUCUUUCCCUCCUUUUCUCUCUUUUUAUUUCUAUUUACUCACUGCCAAUCUUCUACUGCCAUUCCCGCUCGCCCCUCUUCCUCCUCCCCUAUCAAUAAAGAAUCAAUCUCACCAUAAAACUUAAACACUCACUCCCUCAUGCCCUCAACAGGGUAGAAAAAAAUCUCCCCUUCUCUUACCCACUCCCUCCUUCUCUGUCUCCCCCAUCCUUUUCCUCCUCAUGUGCUAUUUUCUGCGUGUGUUGUUGUUGUUUUCUAAUAGAUGACUGAGUGUUUUUUAAAAUACAAAACCGUUCAUAAAAGUUUUCUUCUUUUUUAAGUUUGGAGAGUGUCUGAGAGCUGCUUGUUUUCAUUUGGACAUGACAAAGCACACUGUCUCUCCCCCUUCCUCCUCUCUUCCUCUUCUUCCUAUCUCACACCUGCUACUUUACCUCUACUGCCUCCCCCCUCCUCACCCUGCCUGUCUAUCUCUCCCUGUUGUCUGUCUGUUUGUGAACACUGUGCAAACCCUCCGUCCUUGUAAACUUCCACCCACUACCACUAUCUGCCUCCUCUUAGUCUGCCACCCUUGCCCUGCCCACAGCCUCCGCCCUCAACCCCACCCAACCUCACCCAUUAAAAAAAAAAUACAAUCUUUCUGUGUCCUCGGAAAAAAGAGAUUUCUCUACAGUUUCAUUAUUUAAAUCAGUGGAAAUGUGAAAAAAGGCACUGUACCUUAACUUGCAAAACAGCAGCAAAAAAAAAGAAUAUGAAAUAAAAUAGAAGGAUCUCUCUCUUUCA